AAACCUCACGCACACGCGCACGUCACCGACCCGCCACCCACCUACCUAUUACCUAACACUAUCGCCGUAGACCGUAGUGCACACGAGUCGCACCACUGGGCCCUCGGGUUUGUUGCACCGCGCCGCACCGUACCGCAUCGAAUCGCAUCGGUCGUUGAGUUGGAGCGGCAAUUUAACCGCCCAUACUCGACAACGUCCGUCGGCCACCCCGGCAUCGAUCGUCGAUCGAUUCGGUACUGGCGCGAUUUCGAUCCGUUCCAUGACGAAUAACGACGACGACACCAACAACGACAAUCGUGCGCGCUGCCGCAGCCGCCGCCGCCGCUGUCCUCGUGCGUUGUAUAAAUAGGCCUGAACGUCCGGCGUCGCGCGCAGUUGGUUCGCGUGUAGUGUCUCUGGCGGUUAGUGCGAUUAUAGAUUUUAUUAUGAUGACCAUCGUCGUAGUCGUUCCCAGUUAGUUUUAUCCACUAUCCUACGACUUGUAGGGAAGUCGACCGGCACACCGGCCGUCGGUACCCAUUAUCCAUCAGUUGAGCAAUGUCUGCGUUCCGGCAAGUGAUCGAUGCCUUCUGGUCGCCGGACAUCUGGCUACCACCGAAUACCCAAUGGUCUGACCUGGAACCCAACGAACGGGUCCAGUACACCGACCACCGGCACCUGUUCUACCCGUUGCCCAUGGCUGUCGUCGUAUUGCUCAUAAGAUAUCUGCUCGAAAAACACUGUUUUUCGCCUUUUGGUGUGUCGUUGGGCAUCAAGAGCACCAAACCAAAACGAGUUCCGAAUAAUGACUUGCUGGAGGAGACGUUUGCUCAGAACAGCAAGUGGAGUCACAAGGAGGUGGUGGGCCUGGCCAAGAGGCUCGAUUGGACGGAGCGACAAGUAGAACGGUGGUUGAGAUUAAGGAGAGCACAGGGCAAGCCUUCAACUCUCAUAAAAUUCUGUGAGAGCAGUUGGCGAUGUUUCUAUUAUACAUUUUCAUUCCACUAUGGUCUAGCGUUUUUAUGGAAUAAACCAUGGUUAUGGAAUAUAGAUUAUUGUUGGAUUGGAUAUCCACACCAGGGUGUCACAAGAGAUACAUGGUGGUACUAUAUGAUGUCAUUAUCAUUUUAUUGGGCCUUAGCUGUCUCUCAAUUUUUUGAUGUCAAACGAAAAGAUUUUUGGCAAAUGUUUGUGCAUCAUAUAUGUACAAUAUGCUUAUUAUCUUUUUCAUGGAUAUGUAAUUUCCACAGAAUUGGGACUCUUGUGCUUUUAACACAUGAUUGUGGUGAUAUUUUUCUCGAGUGUGCAAAAAUGGCCAAAUAUGCCAAAUAUCAAAAGUUAUGUGACUUCAUUUCAGUAGUAUUCAUUGUUGUGUGGUUGGUAACUAGAAUUGGUCUGUUCCCUUUUUGGAUUUUGUACAGUACGUCAGUUGAUGCACCCGAAGUGGUCAACCAAAUGUUCCCUGCUUAUUACAUAUUCAAUGGACUACUGUUUCUUUUACUUGGUCUUCAUCUUUACUGGACUCACUUAAUUUUGAGAAUUGCAUAUCUAUCCUGGAAUUCUGGAAAGAUGGAUGGCGACAUUCGUAGUUCUUCAAGUGAUGAAAUAACAUUAGAUGAUGAUUCAAAUACCAAAAUAGAUGACAUAAAUGGAGCGUUACCAAAUGGCACAAUUUAAAUUAUACUACUUUUAUUGUAUUUUUGUUUUAUUGAGUUUUGUUUGAAAUAAUUUCAAAAGCACUUUAGGUAUUCAUGUAAAUAUUUAUGUGUUCCAGAAUACUAAUCAUUUUAUUCCCUAUUUAAUUACUUAAGACAAAAAAAAGUGGUAACUUUAUCAUGAACAUAGCUACUUAAAUGAAAAGUUUCUAUAAAUUUUAUGAUCACUUAAAUGUUUCAGAUUCAGCUCUAGUCAUCUAUAAACAAAAAAUUUCCUACGAGAAAUAUACCAUAAUUAUAACAUUUUAUAUGCAAUUAUUAUAGUUUUUUAGGUUUUAGUUUGUUAUUUUAUUUCAUUUUAACUUCAUUAAUAUACUUAAAUAAUGCUUACAUCCCCUCAUCCCCCCAACCCCCCCACCCCACCAAAAUAAAAAAGAGAAAAAUGUAAUUUAAAACUUAAGUAUAAUAUUUGUAUUUAUUAUAUUAUUUAUAAAAUAAAAUAGUUUUUUAUAUGUUUUAAGAAUA
Messenger RNA from Rhopalosiphum padi (bird cherry-oat aphid), 2159 nucleotides. Its product is annotated as ceramide synthase 6. Gene Ontology annotation, biological process: ceramide biosynthetic process. Gene Ontology annotation, cellular component: membrane. Gene Ontology annotation, molecular function: sphingosine N-acyltransferase activity; DNA binding. The coding region runs from base 538 to 1656 and encodes 372 amino acids. NCBI's taxonomy places the organism in Eukaryota, Metazoa, Arthropoda, Insecta, Hemiptera, Aphididae. The transcript is spliced from 7 exons. The record is from RefSeq and is a predicted model, not a curated record.